AUGCCAGAAGAAAACUGGGCCGCGCAUGGCGGCGUGCAAGCGUGUGAUCUAUGUCACGCUAGGAAGGUCAAGUGUGAUCGUAAAGAUCCUUGCUUCAACUGCACAAGUUCAAAGAGCCAAUGCCUUCGCAACAGGCAUAAACGAGCUCCCCGUCCUAAGGUUCGAACAGAUGACAAGAUCCAAGCCCUUGUCCAAAGAUUAUCGAGCCUUGAGGACACCGUUCGCGUCACUCAAGAAACUCCACGACCUUCAGUUGCCAUUUCAGAAGAAAAAUCCCCAGACCAAAACGGAGCUUCCGAUCGCCCGUUGAAGCGCAAGCGUACAAGCAGUGCUGUCAACGCUGGCGCCCUUGCAGCGACACCAGAGGUCGACACAGUGCAGCAGCCUACAACAAGUGAAGCACGUAAUUUGAUCCAAAAAGAGCUGUCAAUGAACAGCCGCUUCUCGAUGCAUCAGCGCUCGGUGCUGGAGACCGCGAUCUCGUUUGUCGACCACUUAUCAAAUGCUCCUGUGCCGGCCAUGAAGGACCGCAGUUCAUUCGACAAGUCAAUGUACGAGCCUACAGAGCUUACCAAUGGCGAAAUCCUUCAUGUAAUCCUGGGGACUGAGACCAAAAGCAUGGCGCCAACCACUAUUCACUUCCACAGUCUCGAUCACCUCCCGCCAAAAGCAGUCGAGAGGAUCGCUCUAGCCCUAAUGGAAGGCACAGCAGACGAGAAGACUGAAAAUCUGUACAAAGUCAUCAUCCACUUCAAGUUUGCGGUUGUCCUUUAUGCCAGUCAGCUGCAGGGGCCGAAGAGUCCGGCCGUGCAGAAGCACAUCCAGCAGCUUGAAUACAAGCAUCUCAGCGCAGCACUUACUGCCCUGGACCAUAUCAGUUUCCUCAGCACACCCUCAUUACUCUUGGUCCAAGUGUUGAUAACGGGCGCUAUGAUGAUGCAGAUCAUAGGAAAUCCUGCAAGCUGUUGGGAGCUCACAGCUCAUGCUUCGCGCACCCUCGUCGCGCUGGGCUAUCAUAAGUUGACAGGCAGUGAGAUCAAAGACGAAUACGCUGAAGAGAUACAAGCGGCUGUUGCCUGGUGUUCUCAUUUUGACAGCUGUAUGAGCCUAUUGCUGCUACGCCCAAGGUCUCUUCCCCCUAUGAGCGUCAAGAUCUCGUCUCUGAUCGUACCCAACCCGCUAAAUCCGAUGAGCAUCUUCGAAAUCAUCGCCAUGGAGAUGAUACCUGUUCACGACAAGAUUCUGGAUCUUACGCUGGACCAUGCGUCAAGAAAAUCCAAUGCACCGCUCAAGGAAGAAGUCGCUUGGCUCAGGAGUCAGAUGUCUGACAUCUACAAUAUCAUGCAAAGAGACUGUCCAAGUCACCUCCUCGACUCUAUUAUGGACAUUUUGUUGCACUGGAAGUGUCUAGAGUUCAAGUACUACUCAACUCUGACUUCAGUCCAUCGCCUCAGCCCCACGGUCACGACCGAUCCCCUGGAGAGGGAAGAAUGUCUCCGGAGCGCGCGCCUGGCCCUCGAGUGCGUCAAGGUCAUUAUGUCCACGUCGAAGAGCUUAGGCCAUUUCAUCGAGGGUUACGAUCCGUAUUUGGCCUGGACCAUGCUAUCAUACCCACUUUGUCCUUUCUUCGUGGUGUUCUGUAACGUUGUAGGCACGUCCAAUGAGCGCGAUUUCCAGCUUCUGCAGGCUGUCACCGACGGUAUCUCUGCCCUCGUCACCGAGAACAAGUACGUCAACCGGUUACACCGUCUAUGUGCUACGCUCUUGAGUCUUUGUAACCCACUUGUCAAGACUUCAGGACCACAGGAUCUUAGCAGUUCAAGCGCUGCCGUCCCAGGUUUCUCCGCUCAGACUUCGGCACAGCCUUCCGCACUGUCGAGUAUGCGCAAUACUCCAGAUCUACUCAAUGUGGCGUCCAGCGUCGGCACCAAUAAAACCGAUGGCUUCCUACCAUCGACCUGGAACGACGACAUGAUGUGGCAGUUGUUCCAGUCGCAGCCUUCGCUCGACUGGUUCAAUGCAGAUAUUCUGGACCCAACAUGGGACUUUAACAUGCAAAAGUAA
This is a messenger RNA of Didymella exigua CBS 183.55, 2064 nucleotides long. RefSeq lists its product as uncharacterized. The transcript is spliced from 4 exons. Gene Ontology annotation, molecular function: zinc ion binding; DNA-binding transcription factor activity, RNA polymerase II-specific. Lineage: Eukaryota; Fungi; Ascomycota; Dothideomycetes; Pleosporales; Didymellaceae. The coding region runs from base 1 to 2064 and encodes 687 amino acids. Gene Ontology annotation, biological process: regulation of DNA-templated transcription. The record is from RefSeq and is a predicted model, not a curated record.